Spea bombifrons (plains spadefoot toad) is the source of this 1583-nucleotide messenger RNA. RefSeq names its product cyclin-dependent kinase inhibitor 1B-like. Bases 71 to 694 code for a protein of 207 amino acids. The record is from RefSeq and is a predicted model, not a curated record. Lineage: Eukaryota; Metazoa; Chordata; Amphibia; Anura; Pelobatidae. The transcript is spliced from 3 exons. Gene Ontology annotation, cellular component: nucleus. Gene Ontology annotation, biological process: regulation of cell cycle. Gene Ontology annotation, molecular function: cyclin-dependent protein serine/threonine kinase inhibitor activity.
AUAUCCACUGAAUACUCAGCCGCAAGACACGACUACUGCCUGGAUACACAAUAACACAAACAAGGAGGAGAUGGCUACCUUUAACAUCAUCUUACAGGAUGACCCCAUGCCAGUCCUGCCCAGGGGGUCUUUGGGUGGCAGUGGGAAGGGAGCAUGCAGAAGCUUAUUUGGACCCAUAGAUCACGAUGAGCUGAAGUCUGAGCUUAAGAGGCAGCUAAAGGAGAUCCAAGCAUCUGACUGUCAACGUUGGAAUUUCGACUUUGAAGCUGGUACCCCACUGAAGGGCGUCUUCAGCUGGGAGCCCCUGGACAGCAAGGACAUGCCUAAUUUCUACAGGGAGAGCAGGUUGUACCCUUCCAGCUCGGCGCAGGUGCCCAGGCAAACCCAACAGCCUCUGUGGGACAACAGGAUCCCCGUGCCAACGGAGACCAAGGAGGAGAACCUGGCGGAGGCUGUUGGAACCCUGGAGAACACAAAAUUCGCAAAGGAGAACGCAGAGAAAAGUAGCAGGAGGUGCCAAGCAGUCAAAGUGCCAUCCAAAACAUCCACGCAGCUGAGGAAACGGGAGAUUAGCACUGCCAUAACCGAUUAUUUCCCAAAAAGAAAAAGAACAUUGGUUCAAAGAUUUGACAGUCUGAAGGGCAACCACCCGUUUUGCACUCUGGAACAGACCCCCAGGAAAAAAAUCAGAUGAAUUUUGUUUGUUCUGUAUUUUGUGAAAAAUCACUGAAAAGAAGAAGAAGAAAAACAACUACAAGACGCGCAUACCUCCUUCCCGAAACCCAGGAGAGAAAAAUACAAUUUUAUUUUUUUUUAUUUUUAUUUUCGGGAGUCGGUCUGCUGCGGUCCGUAAAGAAGAAGAGGUUGCGGUCGGAGGCUCCUUCUCGGGGUCUGGAGGUUCCUACACAGUUCAUAAGGACUGUUCAAAUGUUACGCGUGGUCUGUGACGCCUCGUUGUCACACGAUGUGUGACCUACACAUUUGAAUGCCUACUGUAGCAUUUUUUAUUUUUAUUUUUUUUAUUUCAUUUUUUUUCAGAACAAAGAUUUUUUUUUUUUUUUUUUGGAGGGGGAGCUAGAGGAAGCUGAGUUGGCAGGGUCGAUCUACCCUUCUGUAUUUAUGCUGUGAACGUUGACUUAAAUAUCUUUAAAGUUUGCGACUUAACAACCAAUAGACAUGUCCAGAGGAUGUAGGGAGCAUUUCAUAACGUGUUAUCAUGUUUAUUGUUUUUUUUUUUGCACUGUUUUUUGUAUUCUUGACUGUUAAAAUGCCACCAUUAUGUACAGCAAACUUGUAACAUAAAGUAUAAAAAAAAAAAACCUAAAAAAACCCCCCUAAGUUAUAUAUUUAUAUAACAUGUUGGAUUACUCCAAUGUUAAGCCAUAAUACUGGCUACAAAAACCGUUUAUAGAUGUUAUACGUAUGUCUCCUUUUGGAGAGAUAAAAAAGUAUGUGUUUCGUAACUAUGCGUACAGUGUUCUAUAUAUAUAUUUUUUGUUUGUUUGUUUUUUUUCCCCAAAAAAAAUGUACAGAUUAUUGCUCUAUCUGCGAAAGAAAGUAAAAUAUAUGACUUUUAUACUUAA